Messenger RNA from Pyrenophora tritici-repentis Pt-1C-BFP, 1386 nucleotides. NCBI's taxonomy places the organism in Eukaryota, Fungi, Ascomycota, Dothideomycetes, Pleosporales, Pleosporaceae. The record is from RefSeq and is a predicted model, not a curated record.
AUGAUCAAAGACACCAUUUUGAGCCAAGCAGCCCCCACCAGCGACUUUAUGACCAUCGACGCGACAGGAAACGAUGACCAAUCCUGGUGGGCACUCGCAGCCCUAACAGCAGCUGAGAAUUCUCUACCACAGUCCGGACCCAUGCCAUGGCAAAACCUCUCGCAAAACGUAUUCAACGACCAAAAGAAGCGAUGGACCGACAACCCGGGAAGAUGCAAUGGCGGUAUGCGCUGGAAAAUUGUCGAAGCCUCGGACGAAGUCGGUUACAAAUACAAAAGCGCCAUAACAAACGGUCUCUUCUUCCAACUCGCUGCCCGUCUCGGCGCCUUCAACAACGACACUGACAGUUUGGAUUGGGCCGAAAAGUCGUACAAUUGGAGCACCAGCGUCGGCCUUGUCGACAAGGACUUCAACGUCUACGACGGCACCGACGAAAAGAAUGGGUGCGCGGAUCUCAACCACAACCAGUGGAGUUACAAUGUCGGUGUUUUUCUUUACGGCAGUGCGGUCAUGGCGUCGAAUACCAAAGACAGCGUCUGGAUUGACCGCACACGCGGCUUUAUCGCCUCUGCGAACCGGACAUUUACGGAUCCCAAAACCGGCGCUUUGUUCGAAUCGAAAUGCGAAGGCCAGACGGAUCCUGCCAAUGCGUGUAAUAGCGAUCAAGUUUCCUUCAAGGGUAUUCUAGCGAGAUAUCUGGGUGCCACGGCCAAGAUACUACCAGAGGUGCAGGAGGAUGUCGAAGAGAUUAUGAAUAGGGCUGCGAAUGCGGGUCAGAUUGAUACUACGCAGCGGACGAGUAAGCCGACAACGGUGAUUGAUACUUUCAAUAAGCUGGAAGUUGCGGGUGCUAGUUUGAGGUUGCAGGGCGUAACACGGGGAUCCGGUAACUGUGGUGGAGGGGUGGAUGUACCGUACUGGGUCUUCCACGCUUAUGCCUAUGGCACUGCGUUUUGGUAUGGCUUGCGAGGCUUAUGCCGCGUAUACGACCCCAUCAUGGUCAUCGGCUGGUUCCGUCCUCCCUCGCAACUAAACCUCGCUCCCAACGACCUCGAAACCUACAACGUCCGCAACGACGGCUGGUGCCUCGUUACCCUCGCCCUUAUCCUCAUCUCGUUUACAAACGCCGUGCCGUUUGCGCCGUCUGCGAAGCGCAGCACUAUUCCCUAUGCGAAGGCUGUAGUGGCUGCCACGCUAUUUCAUCAUAUCACGACGGGGUUUGGUGCGUAUCAGCAUUAUAAGUUGCCGAGCCAUUAUAAUACUAGUAUGGGGAUUGGCGUGUGGGGAAAUGUGUGGUUGACGUUGACGGGGCUUUUUACGUUGGCUUUGUUGCAGACGGAUAAGGGGGAUAUGGAGGUUGAGGAGGCCGUCAAGAAGGUGAAAUAA